Messenger RNA from Staurois parvus, 461 nucleotides. Lineage: Eukaryota; Metazoa; Chordata; Amphibia; Anura; Ranidae. The record is from the annotation of a GenBank genome assembly.
GGUGCGCUGUGUCACUCGGACACAGCGGAUCACCGAUCACGGAAAGAGCUGAAGAUAUCGGCUCGGUCUUGUGAUCAGCUGUCCAAUCACAGCUGAUCACAUGGGACAUGUACAUUGAUCAUCAGAGCACUGAUGAUCAGUGUGCCCUGAUGAUCAGUGUAGACCCAGCAGUGCCACGUGUCAGUGUCCAUCAGUGCCAGCUGUCAGUGCUCAUCAGUGCCUCGUGCCAGUGCCCAUCAGUGCCACAUAUCAGUGCCCACCAGUGCACAUCAAUGCCACAUAUCAGUGCCCAUCUGAGCUGCCUUUCAGUGUCACCCAUCAGUGCCAGUCAUUGCCACCUAUCAAUGCCAAUCAGUGCCACCUAUCAGUGCUGCCAAUCAGUGCCAGUCAGAGCCACCUAUCAGUGCCAGUCAGUGCUGCCUAUCAGUGUGCAUCAAUGCCACCUAUCAGUACCUGUCAGU